AUGGCAGAAAAGGCUGAAGUUGAGAAGAAGGCAGUAGAUUCAGAACAGGCUUUACUGAGGCUGAAGGCGGAGAAGGCUGAAGUUGAAAAGAAGGCAGUAGAUGCAGAACAGGCUUUACUGAGGCUGAAGGCAGAAAAGGGUGAAGUUGAAAGGAGAGCUGAGGAGUCGGAACAAGCAUUGGAGAGAUUGCAGGCGGAGAAGAUCCAAGCCGUUAAGGAUGUCGAGACUAAACUAUUAGAAGCUAAUGUUCAGCAUGCGGACUCCCUAAUCGCGCUACAGCGAAGAUAUGAAGAGCAGACUCGUGACGCAUGGACACUAGCUAUGAUCAUCUCAUGCAAUUACUUCCUCGACCUUCAGAAGACUCAGAGAGCCGAUAUGGCGACGCUCGCGGACCUGUCUUAG
Messenger RNA from Perkinsus marinus ATCC 50983, 402 nucleotides. RefSeq lists its product as hypothetical. NCBI's taxonomy places the organism in Eukaryota, Perkinsozoa, Perkinsida, Perkinsidae. Bases 1 to 402 code for a protein of 133 amino acids. The transcript is spliced from 6 exons. The record is from RefSeq and is a predicted model, not a curated record.